AUGGGAUCUCCUGGAAGUAACCAAGACAACGACCCCCGGUGGUACCCUGGAGGAUCCCCGGACACCCCAAGGUCCUCGGUCUCACCCCCGGAGACAGCCUCGGUGCCUACUACAGUGCCUGAACUGGAAGAUCAUAGGAAGUCGUGUGAACAGAGGGUGUUCGGAGCCAUGGCCAGUGGGUUCAUGAAGGGUCCCACUCUCCAGCCCAUGAUGUCCUCUCACCACCAGUUUCCCCCGGUGUCGGCCCUCUCGGGUCCCUUUGGCCUUCAUCACAUCGACUCCUCCGUCGGCUUCCCACCAGGUAUGGGUACGAGAAAACAGCGGCGAGAGAGGACGACGUUCACGAGAGCGCAGCUGGAUGUGCUGGAAGCGCUGUUCUUCAAGACGAGGUACCCGGACAUCUUCAUGCGAGAGGAAGUGGCUCUCAAGAUCAACCUUCCGGAGUCAAGAGUGCAGGUGUGGUUCAAGAACAGACGAGCCAAGUGUAGACAACAAGCGCAGACGAACCCAGGCCCGGCCGUCAGCUCCAAGCCCACCUCCCGGGUACCCAAGAGGAUAUCCAAGUCUCCCAGCCACAGUGACUCGCCAGGGGACAUCAAGCCGGAGCCGGACAGUCUCAAGAUGUUGAGCUCCUUGAAGGCCUGCAGUUCUCCGGUGACGUUCCCCGCGCCAGGGCGAGCGGCCUCGGGCACCCCCGCGGGCGGGAGCAGCGCACCCUCCUCCGGAACCACCCCCAGUCCACCUCUGACACCCGGGUACUCCCAGGAUGUCCCGCAAUACUACUGGGGUUCCUCAGGGUCUAACUACUCCCAGAACUACUACUACGGCCAUGAGUACUUCCCAGCGGGACCAUCCCAUCAUCAGAACAACACCCACCCCGGCUUCCACCACUACUAUCCUGCCAGCUCGGGCGGGUAUGAGUCGACGGGACACUACCAUCAACACUACCAACCUAGGUCGGACUGUAGUGCGGAGUAUUUAGGGUAGACGAACAUUAUGGUCUAGGCCUGAGGGUGCACUGACAGAGUUUCGUUUUGGAUAUCAACUUAAUGCGAUUUUUCCAUUCGAGUUCAAACAUUGUAAUCCUUCAA
This is a messenger RNA of Macrosteles quadrilineatus (aster leafhopper), 1091 nucleotides long. Its product is annotated as homeobox protein otx5-like. The transcript is spliced from 4 exons. Bases 1 to 987 code for a protein of 328 amino acids. The record is from RefSeq and is a predicted model, not a curated record. Gene Ontology annotation, cellular component: nucleus. Gene Ontology annotation, biological process: regulation of transcription by RNA polymerase II. NCBI's taxonomy places the organism in Eukaryota, Metazoa, Arthropoda, Insecta, Hemiptera, Cicadellidae. Gene Ontology annotation, molecular function: DNA-binding transcription factor activity, RNA polymerase II-specific; RNA polymerase II cis-regulatory region sequence-specific DNA binding.